UGCUUUCUCUCAGGCAAACCUUCCUCUAAUUCCUUAAUAAAUCCUUCUCCGGCAGCCGACAACGAAAAUUUCCCUUCGAGGCCGACUUAAACGGCGUCGUUUUCCUCCAUGGCCUCCCCGUACAGAGAUCGGAUCGCCGAGUUCCGAUCACUAUCCCAAACGCUUCAAAAGCUCGGAGGAGAGAUCUCAGCCGUCGAUAAGAAUCAUCUCCAAAACGACGAUGUUUCCCAAUCACCUCCUCUUCCAUUUCCAUCUUUCAGAUCUGAGUUCAACAGAAAGGCUUCUCUAAUCGGGUCGGGUAUCCAUGAAACCUCUCAAAAGAUUGUUCGACUUGCCAAAUUGGCGAAAAGAUCAUCGAUGUUCAAUGAUCCAAUUGUUGAAAUACAGGAAUUGACUGCUCUGAUAAAGGCCGAUAUUACCGCCUUGAAUGCUGCACUUUCGGAUUUGCAAACACUUCUAAACAUGGAGAUCGCUGAUGGUAAUUACUCCGAGGAUCGGGUUGUUCAUUCGACAAUGGUUUGUGAUGACUUGAAGAACAAGUUAAUGGGUGCUACAAAGCAUUUCCAAGACGUGUUAACUGCAAGAAACUGAGAAUAUUAAAGCUCACGAGAAUAGGAAACAGAUAUUUUCUAAAAGUACAACAAGAGAGAACCCGUUUCAGCGCCCAACAAAAUCUGUGAUUGAGCCACCUCCUUGGUCAAGUUCUUGAAAUGCCAUUGAGAUUUCACUGCC
This is a messenger RNA of Hibiscus syriacus, 732 nucleotides long. RefSeq names its product syntaxin-31-like. The record is from RefSeq and is a predicted model, not a curated record. Gene Ontology annotation, biological process: vesicle-mediated transport. Bases 109 to 591 code for a protein of 160 amino acids. Gene Ontology annotation, cellular component: membrane. The transcript is spliced from 3 exons. NCBI's taxonomy places the organism in Eukaryota, Viridiplantae, Streptophyta, Magnoliopsida, Malvales, Malvaceae.